Molecule: messenger RNA, 3165 nt
Organism: Fusarium odoratissimum NRRL 54006
Lineage: Eukaryota; Fungi; Ascomycota; Sordariomycetes; Hypocreales; Nectriaceae
Exons: 1
Coding region: 523-2694 (723 amino acids)
Biological process (GO): lipid metabolic process
Source: RefSeq, a predicted model, not a curated record
UAUCUUGGUGACCAUUCACAGUUGAUUGCCCUGUCACUUCCCAUGAUUAAACAUUGCUGGCCUGUUUGAUGAGUUUGAAACGGCUUUUUCCUUCUUUUUAACCAUCACAAAAGAAAAGACUCGGUCUAGACAGUUUCUUAUCAUCACGCCAGUCCCUUAUACACCGCAUAACAACCGAGACUGAAGUCAACAAUCGGUCUGUCCGUUAAGUGGAAUAUUGGACGUACACCAUCUGAUCUAUUCUCCUUGUGAUCCCACCCUCUUUUUAUCGAUCCUUGACCUGUUUUCGCACUGGCGAUAUCCGUCCUGGAUUUAUAUCUCCGUAAUCCUUCAUAAUCCCCUGUCCAACAUGCGAAUUGUUCCCUGAACAGUAGAUCUCUCUUCCACAGCGCAUCUCAAGGCCGGCAGUCGUCCAAUCGCUUGACUACUUGUUCCGCACAGCCAUAGCCACAUUAUCAUCUGGUAUCUACACGUUCUUCACUGGCCGAGUCGGCCAUCAUAAUCGAUAAUUGCAUAGGAACUAUGACACAACAACAGCAUGGCUCGUCAACUGCGACGCAGGAGCAUCACCCUAAAGUCGUUGGCAAGAAACUAGCCGAGACAGCCGUCCAAUUCACACAACAAGCUGAGAAGCUCUCACACCAACAUCCAACGAGCGAAGACCCCGGAGUUGCCAUCGAAGCAAAAUUUGUCACGCCUCAUGACCCUGUUAUCAUCACUUCAGAUGGAAAACGACUCCCGGGUGUGCCAUUGCAGGAGGCGCAUAGGCUUAAUGUCCUGAGGGAAGAGCUUCAAGGCGAGCCUGAGAGUGUCGAAAUCAAAGCAGGAAACGAAACCAAGGAGAAAAUAUCCAAUGUCGAGAACGCAAACCCCGAGCAAAAAAAGGUUGUUCAGUUGCCUUCAGAACAGAAUGGCGCAUCUCUACAAAAGUCCAACAGCAACAGCACAUUGCGAAAACAAACACCCCCUUCUCAUACCAAUCCUCUCUUCCCUCCACUGCCGCUAUAUGGGCCUCCCAAUAUGUUGCGCAAUCUUCAAUGCAUGUUCUUUCGAAUCAGCGCAUUCUUUCUCAGUCUGGCAUUUCUCGGCGUUAUCGUCUUGGGCUCAUUGUUUACGACGAUACCCAUGAUCUGGAAGAACAUCUGGUACCGGCUGACUUUUCGCGAUCCUGAUUCUGAUAGGCCGUUCUAUGAAGAAGAGAAACGCAGAGCUCAAGCAAGACGCGAGCAAGAAAAGUCUUGGAAGCAAAAAUCACCAAAUGGACGAACGCUAGACAGGAUGGAAAAUGCUGAGGAAUUCCCACCAACCGAAGGCGGACCAGACCCAAUCAUCUGUGACGUCGCAUAUUAUGCGCGCAGAGUUGGUCUAGACGUUGAGACAUUUGAGGUUCAGACCGAAGACGGAUUCAUAAUCGACUUAUGGCAUGUUUACGACCCCAAAGAGUAUACCGAAUUGGAGGAAAGCUUGAGGUCUGAUCAAGGGCCAGAAGUAUUCCAACCCCAGAGGAAGAAGCUCAAAGACCCAUCACAGAAGCCAAAGUUCCCCGUGCUGCUCAUGCAUGGCCUCCUACAAAGCUCGGGUGCUUAUUGCUGUAAUGAUGACGACUCUCUCGCUUUCUGGCUGUGCAAGUCUGGCUAUGACGUGUGGCUUGGCAACAACCGUUGUGGGUUCAAGCCCAAGCAUGCACUGCUUGAGUACAACGACCCGAGGAUGUGGUGCUGGAAUAUUAGACAGAUGGGUGUUUUCGAUCUUCCCGCGUUGACGUCGCGAGUCAUCACAGAGACGGGUUUCGAAAAGAUUGGACUUAUCUGCCACUCCCAAGGUACAACUCAAACCUUUGUCGCUUUGGCCAAAGAACAGCGACCUGAGCUGGGCGAGAAGCUGACCGUAUUCUGCGCUCUCGCCCCAGCCGCAUAUGCUGGCCCGUUAAUCGGCAAAAUGUACUUCAAGUUCAUGCGAAUCAUUUCGCCAGGUCUAUUUCGUCUCAUGUUUGGCAUCCAUGCAUUCAUUCCUUUCAUGAUGCAGAUGCACAAACUGUUGGAUCCCCGUCUAUAUGGCUGGCUUGGUUACAAAGUCUUCUCGUUUCUGUUUGACUGGACUGACGCCCGUUGGGAUCGUGGCCUUCGCAAUCGCAUGUUCCAGUUUGCGCCUGUUUACGUCAGCGCCGAGUCUAUGCGAUGGUGGCUUGGCCGAGAGUGCUUUGCCAAGCACAAAUGUAUCUUGUCGACGAAAGAGAUUGUUAGAGCUGAGGAGCACAUGGAUUCCAAGGGAGAUGGACGGCCCGUGACACCAAGGACCUCAUCGGCGCUCGAAGCUCAUCGAAAACAUCCCAAGGGCUCUACCGCGUGGUACAACAAACAAGCACCACCUAUGGCUAUGUGGGUUUGUGGUAACGACGAUCUUGUUGACGGAAGGAAACUGCUCCGGCGGUUUGAGAAGGGCCGCGAGCCUCAUGUCAACUUGGUCCACAGCAAGGUGAUUCCUGAAUACGAACAUCUAGAUGUCAUCUGGGCGAUGGAUGCGGUCGAUCAGGUUUUCAAAGAAGUACGUGAGGUUCUAUGGAAGACAUGCAAUGCACGCGAUAUUUGCCGCGUCCCUGAAGGUUGUGAGGCGGUGCUACCAGAAAAGGAGAAACUGUCUGUCAAAGAAGAUGUGGUAGAGGAGUGCCAAUCGAGUAGUAGCGGCGAGACUUAGAAAGUGUUCAAAGAGACAUAACGAUAGACACGAACUAAUACACGGAGAUGAAAGAGGGAUGCGGAUAUACAUGGAACACAAAAAGGAUAUACGGAUUUGAGCAUAUAUGGAUUGAUAUCAUGUUAUGGAUACCUCUGCUUGGCUUUGUGAAUAUCAGCACUUUCAGAUACCUCGAGUUGAAUUUCACUAUGGGGCGAUGGUGUUGUUUGGAUGACGUUGAGGUUGGUACAUGUUAUGUUGAAUACCGAGGCAACGAGUUCAGACAUGCUAUUUUAAACAUGGAUUAAGUUAACAUGAUCUCUUAUACUAAUUACAGCGCCUGCAUCAAUUGCAGUGCUUAGUAGCAAGUCUACAACCUCUUUAUAUCGAAGAAAUGAGAUCACGGCAAACGAGAGAGUUUCGUAGGACGUGGUAGGUGUUUAAAUUAUCUUGUACACUAGUCGUAUAUUCUACAAUUCAUUGCCUUUCAUA